Molecule: messenger RNA, 1296 nt
Organism: Plasmodium falciparum 3D7
Lineage: Eukaryota; Apicomplexa; Aconoidasida; Haemosporida; Plasmodiidae
Source: RefSeq, a predicted model, not a curated record
AUGCUUGUGCAGAAUAUUUUUAAAAUGGAUAUUAAAAAUUUAAAGAAUAUUCUUACAUAUAUCAACAGAUAUGAUAAUGAAAAAAAUAUAUUUCAAGAGAAACAAAGGAUAAAAACAAAUAAAAUAAAAAAUAAACCUUUCGUAUCUUUUGGAAACCCUUUUUUUUUAUUUACACUUUUCAUUUGUAUAUUUCAAAAUUUUCAAAAGUAUCCAUUUUAUCAAUAUUACCGUAAUCAUCAUAUUAUAAAUACCUAUCAAAAGUUUAAUAACCACAGAGUAUUAACAGAAUAUCAACAAUUUUUGGAAAAUCAAAAAGACAGAACAUCUAUAUCAUAUCAAACAUAUAAAAAAAAUUAUAAAUACCAUAACGCAUAUAAUCAUGAGGAUGGCUGUAAUUUAAAUUUUAUACAAUAUUUAAAUUAUUUUCAUAAAAAAUAUGGACAAAAAGAAAAAUUACAACUACCAAUGUUAAUGGAAUUUGAAAAUUAUACACAAACUCCUUACAUUAGUGUCGAUGAAAAAGCAAAUCAAUAUGCCCACGUUUUGCAACUAAAAAGUGAAAAAAAUGAAAAAAAUGAAAAAAAUGAAAAAGAUAAUCAAUAUGAAAAAAAUAGCCAAAAUGAAAAAAAUGAACAAAAUGAAAAAGAUAAACAAUAUGAACAAAUCAGGCAAAAUGAAAAAAUUGAGCAAAAUGAAGAGGAUAAACAAUAUGAACAAAUCAGGCAAAAUGAAAAAUAUAACCAAAAUGAAGAGGAUAAACAAUAUGAACAAAUCAGGCAAAAUGAACAAAAUGAGAAAAACAUCCCAAAUGAAGAGUGCACUCCGUAUUAUGAAUGCGACCUAAAUUGUCGAUUGUGCAAUUAUUAUUACAACAACCCAAUCAGAUAUACAACUUUUAGUAUAUCUCUAGAUAGAGGAUUCAUAUUACAAUUUCCAAGUUCCCAGACAGAUUAUAUGAAUUAUUUAGACGAUAACAAAUUUUAUACUUAUGACGAUAAUGAAGAGGACGAAUAUGAAGAGUAUGAAGAGUAUGAAGAAUAUGAAGAAUAUAAGGAACAUGAGCAAUAUGAUGAUUACAUAUAUUUAUAUGAUAAACAAAAUGGCAUUCGUUCUUUUCCUAAAUAUACAAAUAAGUUCAACAUUCAUUCACAUAACAUUCAAAUGUUUUAUUUAGAAGAUGGAAGAUCGUCUUACAAAAAAGUAAAUUAUAGUGAAAAAAAAUAUAAAGAAAAUUUUUUUUCAGAGCUUAUAAUUUUGUUGCUCUUUAUAUGUUAUUUUUUAGAUGGUAUAGGGUAA